GUGUGUGUUUGUGUGUGUGGGGUAAGAGAAUGACAGCCCAGUAAGCGGCUGAAGUCUUUGGCUGUGGCGUAAACAUGGGCUGCCUUCACUUCCACCGUGAUGUCCUCUGACAAUCUGUGAAUGUGUUAAACUGUGUGUAGUAGUAGUGUGUGCUUGUGUAUGUGGGGGGGUGUGCAUGUACCGGCAAAGCAAUGGCUCUAAACAGAGUGUCCCAGCUCUGCCACGAUAUCACCAGGCUAUGGCUGCAGCUCAACAUGCUCACAGAUGGCAUUCUGCAGCGGGGGUAUGGUCCUCUGUGUGCGGCAGAAAUUGGCUCAGAACUUGAGAAGCAGUUUGCCAUCCUGCCAGGUGGCCGAGGGCUAAAUGGCAGCCCCAUCAUUGUUUUCCCAGAAUUCCCAGCUUUCAGUGAGCUGGAGGAUGAGGUGCUCAAGGAUGUCUUCUGCUACCUCACCAGCAUCCCCAGAGUUGCAGCAUCACAAGCGGGUUUUAUCCUGGUCAUUGACAGACGGCUGGACCGAUGGGCCGCCGUGAAGACGACCCUGCUCCGCAUCGCAGGCACAUUUCGAGAGAACGUGAACUUGGUUCUGGUGUUGCGUCCCACAUCCUUGUUCCAGCGGACGCUGUCAGACUUCCUCUUCAAGUACAACGAAAAUGACUUCAACAUGAAGGUGGUGAUGCUGAGUUCGGUGACUGAGCUCCACGCCUACAUCGACCCUGGACAGCUAACCACAGAGCUGGGAGGAACUCAGGAAUACUGUCAUGAUACCUGGAUCUCACACCGCACUGCCAUCGAGGCAUUUGCCCUCAUGGUGAAGACAACGGCACAGACCUUGCAGACGUUUGGCACUGAGCUUGCAGAGACUGAAUUACCGAACAAUGCCGAGGCCACCACCAUCCUGCUGCACACACACACCCUGAAGAAGGAGAAAAUGAAGGAGGACCUGCAGGUGGCGUUGUCUCAAGGGGCUAGCCUGUUGGAUUUCAUCAAUGAGCCACUACAGUCUGACCCGGACUACAGUAUGACCCAUGAUGAACUGGAAAAUCUAGAUACUGUACAAAGACUUAUGGGUCAGUUGGAUGAAACUCAGAUGGCAUUUGAUGAUUUUUGGGAGCGUCACCACACCAAGCUGGAACAAUGUUUGCAGCUUCGACAUUUUGAACAGGACUUUCGUGAAGUGCGCACACUGCUUGAUUUGACAUCAGAACGGCUGUUGUGUUUUUCUGAAGUCAGCAUAAGUCCCGCCCACGCUGAGCAUCUCCUCCAAGAGCUCAGUGGCCUUGAGGACAAAGCCUGUGACGUCCUCGACCGUACCCUGUCCCUGGCCAGUGAAGGUGAGAAGCUGAUUGGAAACUCUCAUUAUGCCGAAGACUCAAUCAGGCCAAAGUGCAGUGAGUUGAGAGCAGUGUGUGAGGAAAUCAACUCUACUCUUCGGAGCAAGAAGAACUUCCUACUCCAGGCAAUGGAGCUCCACCAAGCUCUGGAAAAAGCAUCACGCUGGUGUGAGGAUGGCAUCUACCUGUUGGCUAACCAGUCUGUAGAUCGCUGUCAGUCUCAGGAUGGAGCGGAAGCAACCCUGCAAGAACUGGAGCGUUACUUUGAAACAGCAACACUACACACCCUCACCGACCGUAGCGCCAUCUAUUGCCAGUAUGAGACAGUGCUCACACCUCAGCUCAGGGACCAGGUAGAGAAAGUUUUCCUCAAGCAAAUAUCCGUCCAUGAAAUGUUUGAGAAGAGACGCAUCAGCCUGAAGAAACUCACCACCAAACAAACUAGGCCAGUCCAACCUGUAGCACCAAGACCUGAAGUGAAGUCUCCACUCUCAUCUCCCAGUCAGCAGAGGAAGGAGAGGAGAUACUCUGCUGAUCAUGUAAUUGGCAAAAAGGCGGAAUCUCCCUUAAAAAACGGUGGUACCAGACACGCAUCUCUCUCAGAAGAAGAAGAAAAUCUUGCAAUACUUCGGCGCCACGUGAUGAAUGAGCUGUUGGAGACUGAGCGAGCGUAUGUGGAGGAGCUGCUGUGUGUGUUGGAGGGAUAUGCAGCAGAGAUGGACAACCCGGCCAUGCUUCACCUGAUCCCCAGCACCCUGCUCGGCAAGAAAGACGUCCUUUUUGGAAACAUGUCAGAAAUCUACCAGUUUCAUAAGAGGACAUUUCUAAAAGAACUUGGAGCGUACACUGAUUGUCCUGAACUUGUGGGCCGCUGUUUCUUAGAAAGGAUGAAGGACCUGCAGAUCUACGAGGCAUACUGUCAGAACAAACCGCGCUCUGAGAGCUUGUGGAGACAGUGCUCGGACUGCGCCUUCUUCCAGGAGUGUCAGAAGAAGCUGGAACACAAACUUGGUUUGGACUCUUACCUCCUUAAACCCGUACAGAGAAUCACAAAGUACCAGCUACUGCUAAAGGAAUUGUUGAAGUACAGUCGUGGCUGUGAAGGCCACGACGACUUACAGGAAGCUCUCUCUUCCAUUCUGGGGAUUCUGAAAGCUGUGAAUGACUCCAUGCACCUCAUCGCCAUCACAGGAUACGAGGGUAGCCUGUCAGGUUUAGGUCGUCUGCUGAUGCAGGGCUCCUUCAGCGUAUGGACUGAGCACAAGAAAGGUCACGCCAAGGUCAAAGACCUGGCCAGGUUUAAGCCCAUGCAGAGGCACCUUUUCCUGCACGAGAAGGCCCUGCUCUUCUGUAAGAGGAGGGAGGAGAACGGAGAGGGCUAUGAGAAAGCUCCAUCCUACAGCUUCAAACACUCUCUCAGUAUGAGUGCAGUGGGCAUCACAGAAAAUGCAAAAGGUGACAACAAAAAGUUCGAGAUAUGGUGCAACUCCAGAGAAGAAGUUUUUAUUGUCCAGGCUCCGACAACAGAAAUUAAAACGACAUGGGUGAACGAGAUCCGCAAACUUCUUACGGAACAGCUCAAAGCUUGCAGAGUGUUGUUUGGUUUAGAAGCCAGUCAGCAGAAAGGCACAGAUUCUGUUUUCCCAAGUCCCGUCAGCAACAACACCUCCAUCUCCCUCAGCCCCUUUCGUAACAAUGGACAGAAAAACCAGAAGAAGCAAGAGGAAAAGAAGGCUGAACCCAGCUUAACCUCUGACCAGAACCAAUCUUCCUCACCAAAACACAAAGAUGAAGCAGUGACCAGUCCAACCACUGAGCGGUCCUCAGUGGCUAAAAAGCGUUUCACUUUGCAGGGUUUCAGCAAUCUGAAGAGUCCAAAAGGCUCAGCCCUGAGCCCCGAGCAUAACACCAAACAAUGUUUGGUCAAGAGUGACACCACACCAUGUGGGUUCAAAGCAGCAGCUCUGAACAAGACUUCUGGUUCGGUGGAUGCCACAGAAGAGAAUGACGGGUACUCAAGUGGUGAGGACCCCAUGAACUCUGACCCAGAGGAUGAAGUAGGAAAGAAGCUGACUCCAGGAAAGUAUACGGUUGUCGCGGACUGCGACAAGGCAGGACCUCAGGAACUGUCUGUCAAGAGUGGAGACGUGGUCCAACUUAUCAGAGAAGGAGAAGAGGGACAGUGGUUUGUGAAGAAUCUCCGAAGCAGUAAGGAGGGCUGGGUGGCAGCAGCAAACCUCCUCAGCCUCAUCUCAGAAUCUAAGUCCACCCAGUCACUCAGCAGCUCAGAUGGCAGUGUCUCUGGGAACCUCAGCACCUCUUCCAGCUGCAGUGAGACCUACACCAGCUUUUCUGAUAUCAAACCCUGACAGGGGACAUCCAUGUCCGGGCGUUGUCCUGUUUCCAGGUGGAAAUGCAGAAUGUAAACCUUAAUCUAGACUCAGUUUUCUGUUCUUCAGGAGUAAUCUGUGUCUAAUCUAAUCCUCUCAGUGUAUUUUUCAGUAUUGUUAUUCAAAUUUCAUAUUCACAACAAAAAUCUUAUCUUCACUCAGAACGAAUAUACUGUCAUUUGUAAUUUUUUUUUUUUUUUUUACCUAAAGUGAUCAGAUUUAUUUGCAAUUUAUUCCAGUGAUGCGGACUGCGUUUAACAAAAAUGUCUGUGGAAAUAGUCCCUCUAGAUACAUUUUAAAGGGGAAUUCUGGGAAUUUUCAACCUGGUCUCUAUUUUUAUAUGUUUUUCAGUACAGCUUGUCAGUCAAGUUAAAAAUGAUAACUGGUCCAGUAAUGAGUUGGAAUGCUAACACCAUCAUAGGCUAAACAGCUGUACAAUCAAAACUUAUGGGGCAAGCUACAAACCCCACAGUAAACUGCUUCAACUCACCAAUAAUUCUGUGAAAAUUAGAUUAGAGUCUGGUAGCUUCCACAUAUGGCUCAGUAAAUGUAAAGAACCUUUUCAUUUGUCAGAUUAUACAGGCAGCUACUUACCUUAGCCGCCUUCUUUUUUGGUGUUGCUGCUCUCAUUUAAGUCCAAACAACCUGAUUGUAGAUGAGGUGCUGAUUCCUAUUUUAAGCACAAGAAUGAACUCAACACCAACAACUAACGUGUAUGGCGUUAAUAUAGAGCUGCACCACCAACCGGGAAGAAAACUAAGGUAAAUUUCUGCCUGUAUAAUGUCUCAGUUUACAAAUUAUCUUUACAUUUACUGAUAAACAUACAUAUUUAUGUCCAUAGGGAUCCUCUCCAUGCUACUAGAUAAUUCUGACUUUUUUUUGCCAAUGCAGUGCCAUCAAGAAGCAGUUUGCUUUGAGGUUUUUUGGCUUGCACCAUAGGCUUCUAAUGCAUUGCUGUUUAGCCCAUGACAGUGUUAGCGGGCUAACUCAAUCCUGGGCUAGUUACUGUCGUUUUUCUCCAGCGUGAAAAGCUGGACCCAAAUAAGAUCUAAAAAUACAGCCCAGGUUGGAAAAAUUCCAGAGUUCUCCUUUAAGAGGUGGCAUUUCUUGCAAGGCCGCCUUUGACAGUUUCUUUGGUUUGCUUCAACAAUUUGGGAUUCAGCGUUGAACUGAAUGCUUUUAUUUAUUUAUUUUUUGUAGCAUUAAAAUCAGUAAACUGGAAGAACAUCUGUACUAAAUAACAGAUGUCAGCAGAUAACGUCUGCAUCUGUAAUCACUGCAAGUUUCAUACAGCACCUUAAAGUCGAGGAUGUUGCAACAUAGUGUGAAAACAUUUGCUGAUAUCUGGUCGAUAUUUCACGACACAUCGGUUUAGGGGUCAAACUUUAUUCCUGCAUUAUGAGAACUGCCGGAUGGCUACAACAACAACAAAAAACUUUCAGUGCAUCUUGGUGCCACACUGAGCAUGUUCAAGUAAAUCUUACCACUUUUUUUAGACACCUGCAGUUUAAAUAUGCUCAGUUUAAAUAUGGUGUUUAACCCAUGUUUGGAUUUUCAUUAUUUUUAAUUCAUUUAGCAUGAUGUAUUCAUGUCACAUGGGGAAAACUGGAAAUAUGACCUUCUGUUCAACACUGCUUUAUGGUAGUAACUGUUAUCAUCAUCAUAUUCUGCACAUUUUCAGAAAGCUAAUCAGGUAACCUGUUUUCCCACCUGUUUCUUUAAAUGAUAAUGAACUGCUUGCCACACCUCCUCUUUCCUCCAAUGCCUUGAUCUCUCUGCAUGUGGAGCAGAGACUCUCACAAAGCAAGCAGGAGUCCAGAUGUGGAUUUCCUUUACCUGUGCCACAGAAAUCUAAAAUUUGAUGUUUUGAAUUUGAACAUUACUUUAUAGCUGGAGAAUUUCUGCUUGAACCCCAACUUUAUCACAAACACUGCAUGUUAGCAUUUAAAAACUACACUUACUAAUCACUUUGGGGCUUCGGUUGAAGAGUAAUUCAUCUGCUCUGGGUUGAGUUUGCAGUAAACCCAAUAGGUUGUUUGUACAGGCAGGUGUGACCACAUACCUGCUUGUGCAGAUUCUUUAUGUGCAUUAUUGCACAUAUGCACGUCAGAAGAAAUGUUUCUCAAGAAUAUUUAGGUCAUGCCACCUACAGGACCCCAGUUUGGGAACCCCUGGUCACAUAAACAUCAAAGCCAACGUCUGGCACAUCACUGCAGUACUCAUUUUCCAAGUAUUUUGCUCAACAGAUUGCAUUGUGAAACUGUAUCUUCUUUUUCUCUCCUUAAAGGAGUCAUAUUGUGCACCAUUUCAGCAAAAUGAUACAGGUCACUCUGCUCUGCAACCAGAAACAAUUAAAGUGAUCCUGUGUCCUAUAAUAAUUAAUAAUAAUUAUAAUUAAUAAUAAUAUUAGUUAAUUUUUAGGUGUCCGAGACAUGACUGGUUUCUCUAAAACGGGUGUGUCACAGAGUAAGGUGGCAAAAGUCAAAAAUUAGCCUUGCACAGAAGACUGCAACAUGCACUGGAACGUACAGCCAAUGAGUGAGUGUAGAGCAGGGCCCUGACUAUAUUAGCUAAUGCUAAUAACAGCAAAUGGGGAAAUGUCAGCAUUCAAAUGCAGCUUUUUUGUUACUAAAAUGAUCAUUUUAAAAUAAUUACAGCUAAUGUUACAGCUAAUCCUAGCAUUGAUUAAGGAUGGGAGCAAAGGAUAAUAAAGUGUAGCUCCACGAAAGUGUGGUAAAAAUCUGCAGGGACUAAUGCGGUACAUGGAGUGCAAGACUGCACACACCUUCAGCCCUACAUUUGUCUUAUAGUGUGAGAAUUUCUGGAUGAAUUGCAAAUGGAACAUCAGUGAUAAUUGUCUACAAAAACAUAUCGGAAUUAAUUUUACACAAUAUGACCCCUUUAAGGCCAUUCCCUGUUAUUAGAUGCCAAAGUGCAGCAUGUAUUUGAGCUAAAACCAGCCCCACAGUUCCAUACUCUGAUACGUUGUUUGGUGACUUAACCAAACUAUGCCAGACUCCUUUAUAGUGUUAUUAAAUUAUCUCGUUAUUAUUUUUAUUUUGACGUUCUUGCUGCUCUUCACAUUACUGGACCUUAAGAAGCUCUUAUGGGUCAAAUCUCCAUUACACAUGAAGGGAAAGGUUGUUAAAAUAUGUUGUCUUUUUGGUGUCAAACUGUGAGUUAAUCAGGAGACUAAACCGUCUCUGGUAUUAUGUGUAAGACGUAUACAGGUCUACCCUCUAUACCUCACUUUUUUGUGUGACUGGGAUCACAUUGUUUGAGUCUUUCUGCUUGUAAAUCAUCAGUCAAGACGCAACUCUUUACUUGUGCCCCGAUUUUAAAGCUCUUGUGUCAAAUCACUGGAAAAGUCAAACACAUUAUCUCUCGUGAGGUUUUCUGCUUUCUUAUGGAAGCUGACACGGGCACUGAACUUAUCUGUGUUUGACUGUGAAGACACGCUAAAUCUUACUGGAUGAUUUGUAUUUUUGACUCGGCGGUCGGAGAUAUGAGAAGGAUUAUAUUUUUAAAUUUACUUUUUAUGCAGCACAUUGCAGCAACCACCGUCUUUAUUUUCUUAUUGUAUCUAUUGAGUGUGGUGUUGAUAUUAAGAUAUUAUAAAUGUGUAUAUUUGUAAAUAUGUAAUUCUGAAUUGUAUGUAAACUGAAAAGCAGGUUUAAUAAAGUCUGAGAUGGUUUUGUCUAAA
Molecule: messenger RNA, 7425 nt
Organism: Thalassophryne amazonica
Lineage: Eukaryota; Metazoa; Chordata; Actinopteri; Batrachoidiformes; Batrachoididae
Gene: mcf2la
Product: mcf.2 cell line derived transforming sequence-like a
Exons: 32
Coding region: 192-3701 (1169 amino acids)
Biological process (GO): intracellular signal transduction; positive regulation of Rho protein signal transduction
Cellular component (GO): extrinsic component of membrane; cytoplasm
Molecular function (GO): guanyl-nucleotide exchange factor activity; protein binding
Source: RefSeq, a predicted model, not a curated record